AUGUUGGCAGAAGGCAUCUUAACUAGGCUCAUAUAUAAGGAAAGCUGUCAUCAAGAUAAGCCUCAGAAAUUGCAUGCAUCCAAAAAGGAUAAAGAGGGAAUCUGGAGACACAAACUUGUAGACAACCCAAAAAUUAAAAGCUUUGCUGAUGCACAUGAGAAGCAGGCUGAGAUCUCUGCUAGAAGUAGCAAAGUGGAAUACAGGAGUGGUCCUCAAAGGAGAUCCUUGAAAGAGGUACCUGCAAAAGAUCAGAAAACACUUGGUAAAGGCGCUGUAUCACCAGCUUUAUAUAUCCCCAGAAGAAAACAAAAUAUUGAACAGAUGGAUUUAUAUAGAUCCUGGUCAUGCAACAGAAUUUAUCAAAACUAUCCUGACUUACACAUUGGGGGAGAUCACGUUGGGGACCACACAUGCGAUUCUGGUUGUGUUUUGGACCAUGUGUGUGAUGAACCUUCUGAUGGCCCUGUUUUACUGUCCAUAGAUAUUCCUCUAGGCCAGUCUCCUCUAUGUGAGCAUCCCAAAAAGCCAAGUAUGAAGUCCUUGUCUGGAGAUGAAGCUGCAGAAUGGAGUUUCAUGAUCUGUGAGGAGCCUCUUUCAAACUCUGUGCUCAACAAGUACAUGGAAACAAAAGUGGCAGAGUUCUAUAAACAGUUUUUUGAAGAGAACUUGACCAGGUGUGGUUCUAUAACAAACCUCCUUGCUUGCAGUGUGAUGAGGAAUAACCUGAAUCAGAUAAGCUUUCAGAUAUCUCAGGAGCAGAACAUAGAAAUAUCAAAAGCCAGAGAAGUGCUCUUGCGUUCUUUUGCUUUGUUUAGUUUGUGCAAUACCAAUAGAAGUAGCUCUGAAUUUAGUACUCCAAACUUACAAAUCUCAAACCCAGAAUGA
Messenger RNA from Mesitornis unicolor (brown roatelo), 885 nucleotides. RefSeq lists its product as uncharacterized. Lineage: Eukaryota; Metazoa; Chordata; Aves; Mesitornithiformes; Mesitornithidae. Gene Ontology annotation, biological process: regulation of toll-like receptor signaling pathway. The transcript has a single exon. The coding region runs from base 1 to 885 and encodes 294 amino acids. The record is from RefSeq and is a predicted model, not a curated record.